UACUAGAGAUAGAAAAAAAGCCCUCCAAGCUAUCCAAGAUAAAAAUUUCGAAACUGCCUCAGAUGAUAUGUUUUCAUUCCAUCGUAAAAUAGCUAGAGAAAAUAGAAUUGCAAUUUCUGGUUGGUCUAUGAUAA
This is a messenger RNA of Dentiscutata erythropus, 134 nucleotides long. The record is from the annotation of a GenBank genome assembly. Lineage: Eukaryota; Fungi; Glomeromycota; Glomeromycetes; Diversisporales; Gigasporaceae.